GUUUAAUGGCACAGGGAAAGUUGAAGUUGGGCAAGAAUACACAUAAGAAGCAGAGAUUGCCGAGAAAGCAGAAGGUUAAUAAUAGAGCAAAUUCGAAGAAUAAGUUGGAUAAACUAAAUAAACUUAAAAUUAAAUCUCAAGCAAAGGCAAAGAUUAAUCAAACAAUUGAGAGCAUCAUGCAAGAGAGAGCCUUACUUUGCAAAGAGCAUGUUAAAAUAGAUAGAGAUAAGAUUAAAAAACUUAAGCAGGAGAAGAAAUCUGUACAAGAUAAAGACAAAAAGAAAGAAGAGAAAAGAUUGAAGAAGCUCAAGUUGUUGCAAGAAGCCAAAGAAGCUUAUUAAACUCAUUGUGAUAUUUAUC
Moneuplotes crassus is the source of this 360-nucleotide messenger RNA. The record is from the annotation of a GenBank genome assembly. Lineage: Eukaryota; Ciliophora; Spirotrichea; Euplotida; Euplotidae.